Molecule: messenger RNA, 1655 nt
Organism: Solanum pennellii
Lineage: Eukaryota; Viridiplantae; Streptophyta; Magnoliopsida; Solanales; Solanaceae
Product: malonyl-CoA decarboxylase, mitochondrial
Biological process (GO): malonyl-CoA catabolic process; acetyl-CoA biosynthetic process; fatty acid biosynthetic process
Cellular component (GO): mitochondrial matrix; peroxisomal matrix
Molecular function (GO): malonyl-CoA decarboxylase activity
Source: RefSeq, a predicted model, not a curated record
UGGCCCACACCAAAAAUGGGCUAGCCCGACCUGACCCGUAAAAUGUCAAAGCCUGUAUGGGUUAGCCCGGAUGAGAUGGGCUAGCCCAUAUUGACAGCUCUACAUGGCACGUUGUCGUUUUGGUAUUGCCGGGAAUUUCUUCGGUUUGAUGGCAGCUGCUAAGUCCAAAUCAUGGAAGAGACAAUUUAAUUUGUAUAUGUUAAGCAGUGCAGUGAUGAACAAGAAAGGUCUCGCCAUUCUUAUGCGAACCAAAAUGCGACCUCUUUCACCUACCUUUGCCUUUGUAAUUCGUAUUUCCUUCUUUUAUAAGCAGAGCAAGAGCAAAUUGAAUAAAAUGCAAACCUCUCCACUGGAAGGUGAUAAAGUUUCUUCUCAUGAUGUUUCACUUCUUCCAGAAAGAGAGUUUAGCCAAGUAUGGGAGUCAAUUCACUCAGUCAUGUCGACGAACAAGACAGAAAUUGUGAAUGUUGCUCUGGAUGAAUUUUCAGAGGGAUACCUUCUCUUUUCCCCAGAAAAUCGUUAUAAGAUGCUUCUUUCACUAGCCAAAGAGUAUGAUCUCAAUUGGACCCAAGUUCGCGAGUUAAUGAAGCAGCAUCUUGAUCUUCAGCUCCCAAAUGGUAAAGGAUCAUUAUCAGCUGUCUACAGGAUUGAGCGGAAUUUGAGGCAGGCUCUCAAGCCUAUGUAUGAAGUUCUUUUUUAGUGUCUCAAUACACAUCCUGGGGGAUUGAAAUUCAUGUCUGAUAUUCGAGCUAAUAUUGUUCAUCUUCUCGAGUAAGACGUAAAUCUAGCAUCUCUGCGAGCAUUGUAUUCCUACCUAAAGGAGAAACUGAUUCCAUGGCUUAGUCCUGCUCAUUUGGAGCUUCACAACAUUACAUGGGAUGGUCCUGCAUCUUUGUUGGAAAAAAUUGUUGCGUAUGAGGCUGUGCAUCCAAUAAGCAAUCUUAUAGAUCUGAAAAAAAGGCUAGGAAUAGGUCGUCGCUGCUUUGAGUACUUCUAUCCAGCAAUACCUGGUGAAUCACUUAUUUUUAUUGAAGUUGCACUUGUGAAGGAUGUGGCAGCAUCCAUACAAGAGGUCUUAUGGGAUAAUCCUCCAAUUUCUGAACAUGAGGCUUCUUGUGCUAUCUUUUACUCUAUUUCAUCAACUCAACCUGGCUUAUCAGCAGUCAACCUAGGGAAGUUUCUAAUCAAACGUGUGGUUGAUGUUGUGAAAAAAGAUAUGCCCAAUAUCUGUUCUGACUUAGGAAGCAGUGGUAUUGAAGUGAUGUGGAAUGUAUUGACAUCAAAAAAUCAUGAAUGGACCAAUUCACCUAAUGUGGUAUCUGCGUUGAGAGCUAUGAUGCGACUUUGUGGCAGGUACCUUAUGAAAGAAAAAGAGAGAGGAAAAGCUCUAGAUUCGGUUGCAAAUUUCCACUUACAAAAUGGAGCAGUAUGUCAAGCUAUCCACAUUCUGCAUACUCAGUUAUUACUUUGUUUUAUUUUUCAGUUAUCAAUUGGAAGGCUAAACUGGAUGGCUGAUCGGUCACAAAAGGGUCUUACUCAAAGUGCAGGCAUAAUGGUAAUACUGUUAUCCUGCAUUUUUACACCCGAUUAACAAUUUAAAGUUGAAUAAUUUUCUUCUUCCAGGUUGACGAAGGGUUUUAUCCACAUCACAUAUU